Scleropages formosus (Asian bonytongue) is the source of this 2665-nucleotide messenger RNA. RefSeq names its product v-myb avian myeloblastosis viral oncogene homolog (gene myb). Gene Ontology annotation, cellular component: nucleus. Gene Ontology annotation, biological process: regulation of DNA-templated transcription. The record is from RefSeq and is a predicted model, not a curated record. The transcript is spliced from 15 exons. NCBI's taxonomy places the organism in Eukaryota, Metazoa, Chordata, Actinopteri, Osteoglossiformes, Osteoglossidae. Gene Ontology annotation, molecular function: DNA-binding transcription factor activity, RNA polymerase II-specific; RNA polymerase II cis-regulatory region sequence-specific DNA binding. The coding region runs from base 255 to 2084 and encodes 609 amino acids.
CGUGAGUGAGCAUGUGUGUGUGUGCGCGCGUGUGUGUGUGAGGGGGGGUAGUGAGGUAGGGAGGCUCAAAAAGCUUUGUUACGUGUGAUGUGUUUACAGUCCGCGCGCCACGAGCGAGCGCUCAUUAAUGUCAUUGCGCCUCCUCCCGUGGAGAAGCCCAGGAGCGACACUGAGGAGCGAACCUCCUCGCAGGAGUCCCGCUGACAGGAGUGAUAGUGACAGGAAUCCCGGAGUGUCGCCCUGUCACCCGCGCGAUGGCCCGGCGCCCGAGACACAGCGUCUACAGCAGCGACGAGGAGGACGACGACGUCGAGCUGUACGACCACGACUACGAUGGACCUCUGCCAAAGACGGGCAAACGCCAUCUGGGCAAAACGCGGUGGACACGCGAGGAGGAUGAAAAAUUGAAGAAACUCGUUGAAGUUCAUGGCUCUGAAGACUGGAAAGUUAUUGCCAGUUUCCUUCCUAACCGCACGGACGUUCAGUGCCAACAUCGGUGGCAGAAAGUACUGAACCCGGAACUCAUCAAGGGACCCUGGACCAAGGAGGAGGACCAGCGGGUGAUCGAACUGGUGCAGAAGUACGGACCCAAGCGCUGGUCGGUCAUCGCCAAGCACCUCAAGGGCCGAAUCGGGAAGCAGUGCCGCGAACGCUGGCACAACCACCUGAACCCCGAGGUGAAGAAGACCUCCUGGACGGAGGAGGAGGACAGGAUCAUUUAUCAGGCCCACGAGAAGCUGGGCAACCGGUGGGCCGAGAUCGCCAAGCUGCUCCCCGGCAGGACAGAUAAUGCCAUCAAGAACCACUGGAACUCUACCAUGCGGCGGAAGGUGGAGCAGGAGGGAUACCUGCAGGCGUCUCCGAAAGCCGGACCCCCGGCGCUGGGCUCGGGGUACGGCAAGAGCGGCCACAUCUUGAGCUUCACCCACCCGUCACCCCCAGCCCAGAUACCACCGCCAUCCCCCGUCGGCGCCGAUUACUCGUACUACUCGGAGGCACCUCGGGUGCCCUUCCUGCACGUCAACAUAUUGAACAUUCCGGAACGCAGGCCUGCUGCUACACAGAGACACUAUAACGACGAGGACCCUGAGAAGGAGAAGCGGGUGAAGGAGAUCGAGCAGCUGCUCAAGUCCACCGAGAACGAACUGAGGGGGCAGCCGGCGUUGCCGGACCACAUGCCCAGCUACCCCGGAUGGAGCGGGCCUGGCCUGGUCGACGGCCCCGCGCCACACAGGGAGGGCGUGGCCGCUUCCUGCCUGGUGGAGCAGCAGCAGCACCCGGCCGCGCCCGCCCCCCAGCUCGACCACGGCUGCCUGCCGGAGGAAGGAGUGUCCUCGUGCCGCGGAGCCGCGCUGCCCGCCCUCCCCGACUACAUCGAGUCCGUCUUCGACUCCUUUCUAAACACGACAAGUCCGGAAAAUGCCGAAAUCGAGCACCUGACAUUAAACUCCAGCCCGAUUUGUGUCCAGAAGACCUUGUUCGGCGGCGUUCUGCAUCGCGACCAUGUGCUGAAACCUCAGAAGGAGAAUGACAUCUUCCGGACCCCUAAUCUGCGGCGAUCCAUCAUGGAGAGCUCCCCUCGAACCCCUACGCCGUUCAGGUCGGUCCUGGCCCUGCAGGACUUCAAAUACGGCCCGCUGAAGAUGCUGCCUCAGAGUCCCAUGGAGCCCGACCUGGCCGAGGUCAUCAAACAGGAGCCCCUGGAGCCCGAGUCCUCGCCUGAGCUGCAGCCGGACGACGAGCCCGCCCUCAAGAAGAUCAAACAGGAGGUGGACACGCCCUGUGGGCGGAGCUGCCUGCAGUGGGAGGGGGAAACGCUGCAAGCCCAGCUGUUCCCGCAAGGCGGCGCGCUCGACGACAUGCCCGACCUCCUCACGAGCUCAGUGUUAAUGGUGCCCGGGUCCGAGAAGGACAAAGACGGUCUCGUCAAGGCGUACCACCUGCCACGACGAGCCCUGGGAAGUCCCAUACGGGUGGACACCUGGGAAGCGGUGGCUUGUGGGAAGACGGAGGAGCCCAUGCUGGUGCCCGAGCAGAGCCAUAAGUACAUGAACACUUUCUCCGCCAGGACGCUGGUCAUGUGACGCCCUCGGCGACGACAUUAGAAAAGUGGCGAAACACUUCACAUUGAUUGUAGAUCGUCGGCUCCGCCUCGCUCGCUCGCUCGCUCGCUCGCUCGUCCGCCCGUCUGCUCGCUUGAGGCCGGGCGCUUGCCGCGCCGCGCCGACUUUACUUGUUGUGGUACAACAGUUGGGAGCUACCUUUUCGUAUACACUUGUUGGAUUCCAACCAACCAAAGACAUCUGUAUCGAUGUUUGUUUUAAUCCUGUGAAACAGAACGCGGCUAAAUUCCCUAGGUAAUUUUUUUUUUUCUUUCAGACUGUUAAAUGUAUUUUUUAUUGAUAUUAAUGUAAAGAACAACGGGAGUAAUUUAUUUUCAGCGAGGUUGUCUUUUUCCUAUUGGCAAAACAAGCAGUGUUUCUCCAGUAUUGGGUCUCCUCUCGGCGGCAGUUUGUUCCCAAAGCAUUAUUACAAAGCAACAUUAACAUCGAGGGAGAUUUUCUUUCAUAAACGCAUUUUUUCUCAAGACGAAUGCCUUCCGAACACACACACACAUUUUCAGAACCGCUUGUCCCAUACGGGGUCACGGGGAACCGGAGCCUAA